Paramecium sonneborni is the source of this 885-nucleotide messenger RNA. The record is from the annotation of a GenBank genome assembly. NCBI's taxonomy places the organism in Eukaryota, Ciliophora, Oligohymenophorea, Peniculida, Parameciidae.
AUGAAGGCAUUCAAUUUACAGGAACAUAGUGAAAUUCAGAAAAAAUAGAAAGGAUAAGAAUAAUAAUUAAAAGAUGAAUAGAAAAGAAAACAAAUUAUAGAGAGACAAUUACUUGGUAAAGAAUAAGAAUAAGAAGCAUCAAAAUACUAGCCUGACUCUUUAAAAGCUGAUAUUAAUUCAGGUAUUUAAAAAUUAAAACAAAGGCAAUUCAUUACAAAAUUUAAAUCAUGCUGAAGAGGACAUAUAAUAAUAUGAUUAAGCUUAAAAAUUCAAUCCAGAAAAUUUUGAAGAGCUAGCUAAUGAAGGUAAUAGAGUUUUCAUUUUAUGUAUCAUGUAGGCUUAACGUUAUGCAAUUUGAAUCGGUUUGAGGAAGCCAUUUAGUUCUAUAAUAAAGUUUUAACUAUCAAUCCUAAUUAUUGUAGCGCUCUUAAUAAUACAGGUAUUAUAUUUUUACAUUCUAUUUUUAAUUUAGGCUUAGCAUUAUAUAAAUUGAAUCGUUUUGAGGAAGCCAUAAAUUUUUAUGAUAAAGCUUUAAAUGUUAAUCCUAAAGAUUAUAUUGCCCUCAAUAAUAAAGGUAUAUGAAUUUUUUUUUAUAUUUAAUUUAGGUUUAGCAUUAAGUGAGAUAAAUCGUGUUGAAGAAGCCAUAUAGUUUUACGAUUAAGCUUUAAAUAUCAAUCCAAAUGUUUGCGAAAUAUUAAGUAACAAAGGUGNGAUCUCUCAAAAAUAUUUGUUUAUUAUUAAUUUAUCUAAUAAUUAGACCAAAAGAGAAUCUUCAAAUUUAAAGAUUUUGAAGCUAAAUAUAAACAAGGAUUUACUAAUUUUUCAACAAUAUUUAAUAAGAAAGAAGGAAUCAAAAAAAUCUAAUUGGAAGAAUAAAAAAUUUGA